CUUGGCAUGCAGACUGCUUCUACAAACAUUUGUGAAAGAAUGGGUUGCUCACAGGAGCUCAGUGAAUUCAAGCAUGGCACUGUGAUAAGUUGCCACCUGUGCAAUAAAUUCAUCUGUGAAAUUUCCUUGCUACUAAAUAUUCCACGGUCAACUGUUAAUGGUAUCCAUAACAAAGUGGAAGCAACUCGGCCACGAAGUAGUAGGCCACCACGCUGUCACUGGACUCUAGAGCAGUGGAGACGUGUUCUCUAAAGUGACAAAUCAUGCUUCUCUGUCUGGCAAUCAGACGGACGUGUGUGGGUUUGGUGGCUGCCAGGAAGAGGGUAUUUGGCUGACUGCAUUGUGCCAAGUAUAA
Molecule: messenger RNA, 355 nt
Organism: Staurois parvus
Lineage: Eukaryota; Metazoa; Chordata; Amphibia; Anura; Ranidae
Source: the annotation of a GenBank genome assembly